Sitophilus oryzae (rice weevil) is the source of this 2199-nucleotide messenger RNA. RefSeq names its product NCK-interacting protein with SH3 domain. The record is from RefSeq and is a predicted model, not a curated record. The transcript is spliced from 9 exons. Gene Ontology annotation, molecular function: protein binding; Arp2/3 complex binding. The coding region runs from base 161 to 2032 and encodes 623 amino acids. Lineage: Eukaryota; Metazoa; Arthropoda; Insecta; Coleoptera; Curculionidae. Gene Ontology annotation, biological process: endocytosis.
CAAGGCGCUCGCACUUCUUCUUGUGUAUGUGUUUUGUGAAAAAAACAUAAACAACAAAUAGGUGUGACAGUAGUUUUGGAUCUAGUUCGAAAUUUUACUUUCCCUUUCAAAUAUAAGAAAAAUAAUCUAGGAAUAAUUACAACCUGAAAGCAGAAAUAUUAUGUCAGAGUCCAUAACAGCAAUGGGUGAAUUAGAUAUGCUGAGAAGUCUUUAUGAUUUUAAGGCCACAUAUGCAAAAACAAUAAGUUUCAAAGCUAAUGAAUAUUUUAUUCUACAACAGACAAAUACGAAACAUAAAAACUGGUGGGAAGUUGUAAAUGAAAGGGGCGAAAUUGGCUAUAUCCCUUCAAAUUAUGUUGAAACAGUAACUGUAAACUCAUCAUUUUAUAUCAUAUUUUUGGAGAACGCUAUAGAGAAUUUGAGAAGGAAAGAUAAUGAAGAAACAAUAUUAGGUACUAAGAGUGAAAUUAUAUUGAAAUUGAAAGAAUUAAAAAAUCAGGUAGAAAAUACAAGCUUUCAUCAUCAUAGUAAUAGCUACAGAUCAGAUGUUAAUGUCCAGAAGUCUUGUAAAGAGUCUGAGUCUACAGUCACAACUUUAAAAACAUCAAGCAGUAGCACUUAUGGUUCUCAAAUCUCUGACGUUAAACCUAGAAUAGCAAUGGAAGAACCUAUAAAACCUAUUACAAAAAGUCGUGAUAGUAUACAAAAAAGCAUUGAAAAUAUUCACGAAGAAGUAAAGUCUGAGAUAUACGAAGCCAAAAAGUCUGAUUUAAAUGUGUCAUCUUCAAAUGUUACUCCUGUGAUAACAGCACAGUCUGUAUAUGAACUAGUUGAAAGUGUAAGAAUCAAUACUAAUUUAUCACACGAGAUGUCUAGGGUAGCUGUUGAGACUGUGAUCCAAGGACUGCACGAACUUUUACCUGCAUCAAUUUUUCCAUACCUAAGUACAAUUUUGUCUCACUCUCAAACAUGUCUGGUUGUUGAUGAUGGUCAAAUAGAGCAAACUCACGAUGCUAGUAGAUUAAAGAUUAUUUUUAAUGAGUUAAUCAGUUGCAAGGAAGAUUCUCAACAAAGAAGCUGGAUGUUACAUGAAGAUGAAAGUGUUAUUAAGGAGUACAUAGCUGAGCUUAUUUCAAUAUUGUCUAAUGCUGACACAAGCAUAUCACGACAUGUAAUAUCAUCCAAUCAGUAUCAUGUGAUAAUAACACUAAUUCAGUAUUAUCAAAUGGAAGUUAGAUGGUCCAUCAGGCAACUAUUGUUGCAAGCCUUUGGUGUUUUAUGUAGUUUAGAUAAGACUGUAAUAAAUAUAAUGUUAAACUCUAUAUUACCAGGGGAAUUAGCAAGAGAUAUGAUGGCUAAUCCUCGGAACAUUCCAAAGUUAAAUUAUUCAUCUUUAUUACUCACCAUGAUUUUCUCGAUGGGAGAGGCUAUGCCAAUUACUAGCCUUGAAUACUUGGGUCCAGAUUUUCUGUCAUUUGUGUUGGAUAACAUUGAAAACCCACCAGAUACAGAUUUAGAUGAGCAAAUACCAGAUUUAUUUCUAAAUUUAGUUAUCUCUUUUAAUCUUCAAUUUGAUGAUGAAAUGUCAAAUCCGGUUUUAUUUACUUUGGAGGAUAGACAAGUGGCCAAAACAUUUUGUGAAAAAAUUUUGUUGCUGUUGAAUAGAGAAGAGGACCCAAUAAGAAUUUUUGACCAUGAACCAGCUCCACCUCACUCUUUGUUGAAGCUGUUUAAAGAUCUGUUUAGUCGACGUAGUACGGCAGCUUUAUUUUAUACGAAUGAUACCAAAGUGUUAAUUGAUAUUAUUGUUAGAAAUAUAGCAGACCUUUCCCCAGGAGAUAAGAAGCGACACGAUUACUUAGACCUUUGUCGGCGCGUCCUUCGCAACACAAAUUAUCAAGAACACAAACACAGAAUUGAAGAUAUAUUGAAGUGUUUUACAAGGAUUUUCUGUGAGGAGAGUACCUUGAGCAAAAGGGACCAGCACUUGCUCAAAGAAAUUUUUGCGGAAUUUCCGCAAUAUUUUCAGUAGAUGUUCUCUUGUUUUAUGUGAUUUCAUAUCUUGAAGCCAAAUGCUAAGAACAUAUUUUAUGUAGUGUAUUCAAGAAUAUAUAUUUUUUAUUUUUAUACGAUAUUAUAUGCUUUGAUUUAUAAAAUUUAUAUGUGAUAUUUAUUAUUUUUAAAUAUAUUUUUGUAUUG